This is a messenger RNA of Tetranychus urticae (two-spotted spider mite), 1334 nucleotides long. RefSeq lists its product as uncharacterized. NCBI's taxonomy places the organism in Eukaryota, Metazoa, Arthropoda, Arachnida, Trombidiformes, Tetranychidae. Gene Ontology annotation, molecular function: 3-hydroxyanthranilate 3,4-dioxygenase activity; iron ion binding. Gene Ontology annotation, biological process: 'de novo' NAD+ biosynthetic process from L-tryptophan; quinolinate metabolic process. The record is from RefSeq and is a predicted model, not a curated record. Gene Ontology annotation, cellular component: cytoplasm.
AAGAGAUUGUCAACAAGCAAAGAUAACAUUAAUCUGAUUCUGAUAAAGACAAGAAUGUUUUCUGUUUUAAUUCAUUUUCCUAAGAAAUUAACAGACUAAUUGUUGAUCAAGACAAGUUAACAAUAGAAACAUUGAUCAACACUUUAAAAUACAACGUAUAGCCAUUUCAAAAACCAGUAAAUCUCUGAUCUUUUCCCAUCAAGUAUUCACUUCUCGCUUAGCCUGGAAAUAAGUCGAAACUUUUAAAACCUUUACACACUAAUCAACCAAAUUAUUUUAACGUUCAUAUCGUGCAACUAUUAGCAAACUUAAAGGACGCUUACAAUGAAAGAGUUGACAUCAGAAGUGAUUAACAUUGACAAAUGGAUUGAAAAAAAUGGUCCCUACCUAAAACCUCCAGUUGGUAACAAAUGUAUUUUUAACGGACAAUUGAAGGUUUUCCUGGUUGCUGGGCCAAAUCAACGAUCUGAUUAUCAUGUUGAAAAUGGUGAAGAGAUAUUCAUUAUGCUUAAAGGUGACAUGGUAUUAAAUAUAAUUGAAAAAGGUAAACCCAAAAGCAUAACAAUUAAAGAAGGGGAAAUAUUUGUAUUGCCCAGUCGGAUACCUCAUAGUCCACAGCGAUUUGAAGAUACCCUUGGUAUGGUCAUUGAAAGGGAAAGAUUACCAGAAGAAAUGGAUUGCUUACGAUAUUAUUGUGAUUCCAAUUGUGAUCAAGUAUUGUAUGAGAGAUGGUUUCAUCUUGUUAAUCUUGAUGUUGACAUUAAAGCAGCGAUUGAUGCAUUCAAAGGUUCAAUUGAAUGUGAAACUGGUAAACCAAGUCAACUGUAUGACAAUUCAACCGCUCCUCAUCCAGAUGAUGUCCAAAGCCAGGUAUUAUCUCCUAUUUAUCUACUAGAUUGGUUUAAAUACAACUACCAGAACAUUUCAGAUGGAUUUGCAUCCAUAUGGGACAGUUCAAAGGAGUCGAAAGUUGGCUUUUAUGGUCCAGGUAAACAUAUUGUCGUCUCUGUUCAACAUGAGCUUUUUGUUUGGAAUCUUGGUUCAUAUGCUAAAAUAACAAUUGAUGAUGACAGUCAACAUAAAUUAACAUUCAAUGAUACAAUGAUUAUUGACCGAGGCUCUGUUAUUACUCUCGCUUCUGAUGGGCCAACUUUCGUUGCCUCCAUGAAGCCAACUCAAUAGAAGCAACUAUUGAAACAAUCUAUUAAUCUAAUAAUAUCAAGUGUCAUUAAAUAAUCAUAAACUUGUACCAUUUAUAUCUCAAUUUUAAAUUAAGACUUGGUAAAUGAUAAAGCAAAUUUUUCUGAAUAAAGCAACAGUCAAUUUACGCCUAA